Cantharellus anzutake is the source of this 850-nucleotide messenger RNA. RefSeq lists its product as uncharacterized. The record is from RefSeq and is a predicted model, not a curated record. Lineage: Eukaryota; Fungi; Basidiomycota; Agaricomycetes; Cantharellales; Hydnaceae. The coding region runs from base 48 to 536 and encodes 162 amino acids. The transcript is spliced from 4 exons.
AUUUAAUCCAUAAAUUCCGCAGCAUCGCCUUCCAGAACAUUUCAACCAUGUCCACCUCUUGCACCCCCCCUUUCAUCAAAAUGACCGAACUGGACUCUAGACCAGACAUGCCCAUAAUCAUCAAUACUGUCCCUCCAAACUUUCCUCCAAGUGCUCUGGAGUCAGGAGAGCAAAUAAUCCAUCUUGACGCUGGUGCGCACAGCAUGGUUGUGGGGCAUAUUGACCUCAUUCUUGCCAAUCUCUAUCGAGCAUCGGCAUUCAUUGCGUUGAAGACUGGUGUUGACGCUUCCCAAGUAUCGCUCCUGCCGCUUUUAGUAGGUGCCUGUAUCUCAAAAUUCCAAAUUGGUGCUAUUCGACUUGAGCUUGCACCUGGGCUCGAUGAAACGCCAUCCUUGUCAGGGGGGCCUAACAAUGAAGCAGCAUUACAACAAUCAACCGACAGCUCAGAUACCAGCAAUGCUGAGACAGCACUCGAUCCUGGAAGUAGUUUCACUCUUUUCCAACAUACCUUUCCCGACAUGUACAGUCUCACGUAAAAUACAUCUAGUUGGUCGCCAUUCUGCAUGCGCGAGUAUAAAUAGACUUGAUUGCCAUUCUGCAAGCACGAGCGCCGAUUGAAAGGGGGAGGCACAAGCAAUAAUAUGAUUAUUGGUCCUGUUGAGCAGUGUUGCAACGCGUUACAACAUGUUACAACAUUGGCUUCACCGUUCUAACGCGUUGUAACAAUUGACACAUGUUGCAACGUUUCUGGAAAUGUCAUAACACUUGGGAAACGUUACAACACCGCCGGAAACGUUACAACGUUUAAGCCAAAGUUAAAUGCGUUGUAACGCAGAAAAGUGUUACGAGC